This is a messenger RNA of Gastrolobium bilobum, 966 nucleotides long. Its product is annotated as protein REDOX 2-like. The transcript is spliced from 4 exons. The record is from RefSeq and is a predicted model, not a curated record. Gene Ontology annotation, cellular component: cytosol. Gene Ontology annotation, molecular function: aldose reductase (NADPH) activity. NCBI's taxonomy places the organism in Eukaryota, Viridiplantae, Streptophyta, Magnoliopsida, Fabales, Fabaceae. Bases 1 to 966 code for a protein of 321 amino acids.
AUGGAAGCAAAGAAAAUCCCAGAGGUAACACUAAACUCAGGGAAAAAGAUGCCACUAAUAGGCCUAGGAACUGCAGCACAUACUCUUCCACCACAUGCAGCUCUCACCUCAAUCUUCAUUGAUGGCUUUGAAGCUGGAUACAGACACUUUGACACUGCUUCUUUCUAUGGAAACGAGGAGCCUCUAGGAAAAGCUGUGGCAAAGGCUUUAGAGCUAGGCCUUAUAAAAGGCCGUGAUGAAGUCUUCAUCACUUCAAAACUUUGGUGCACUGAUACACAACAUGACCUUAUCCUUCCAGCACUAAAAACCACACUGCAGAAGCUGGGACUGGAGUAUGUGGAUCUCUAUUUGAUUCAUUGGCCAGUGAGGCUGAAACCUGGAGUUGAAUUUUUUCAUAUGUCAAAGGAGGAUGUGCUGCCCUUUGACAUAAAAGGAACAUGGGAAGCUAUGGAAGAGUGCCAUAGAUUAGGUUUAGCCAAGUCUAUUGGUGUCAGCAACUUUGGCAUCAAAAAGCUCAACCAGCUCUUAGAAAAUGCUACUAUCCUUCCUGCUGUCAAUCAGGUGGAAAUGAGCCCAUCAUGGCAGCAGGGGAACCUUAGAGAAUUCUGCAAGCAGGAAGGAAUCCAUGUGAGUGCAUGGUCACCACUAGGAGCUUACAAAACUUUGUGGGGUUCAAAUGCAGUGAUGGAGAACCCAAUCCUUACGAAAAUCGCUCGAACAAGGCAGAAGAGCGUGGCUCAGGUAGCACUAAGAUGGAUAUAUGAGCAAGGGGCAAGUGCCAUUGUGAAAAGCUUCAACAAGGAGAGGAUGAAACAAAACCUUGAAAUAUUUGAUUGGGAACUGGGCCAGGAUGAAUCACAGAAAAUCAGCCAGAUUCCACAGCGUAGGAUGUUUUCAGGAGAACAAUUUGCAUCCGAAAAUGGGCCCUUCAAGUCCUUGGAAGAACUGUGGGAUGGAGACCCCUGA